Messenger RNA from Saccharomyces paradoxus, 402 nucleotides. It is a transcript of the gene DAD2, whose product is annotated as Dad2p. The record is from RefSeq and is a predicted model, not a curated record. NCBI's taxonomy places the organism in Eukaryota, Fungi, Ascomycota, Saccharomycetes, Saccharomycetales, Saccharomycetaceae. The transcript has a single exon. Bases 1 to 402 code for a protein of 133 amino acids. Gene Ontology annotation, biological process: mitotic cell cycle; attachment of spindle microtubules to kinetochore. Gene Ontology annotation, cellular component: mitotic spindle pole body; mitotic spindle midzone; DASH complex.
AUGGAUUCAAUAGAUGAGCAGAUUACUACAAAGCGAAAAGAACUUCAGUCAUUACAAAAGAUCACCAGUUUGACGGAUGGCUUAAAAAUUCAGCUAACAGAGUUAAAUGACCAGAUCAAAGAAAUGGGAACAAAUGCAGAAUCAGUGGCGCAAUUGAUGAACAAUUGGGACUCUAUAAUAAACAAUAUAUCACAAGCUAGUCUGGGAUUAUUGCAAUAUGCAGAGGGUGACUAUGAAAUAGGACCAUGGAAAGAUUCUAAGAAAAACGAGUCUGAACGAUCUGAUGAAGCAGGCAUUGAAACUCAAGAAAGCGAUAAGAAUAACGAAGGAAAUGAUGAAGAUGAAGAUCUGGUACCCCUGCCGGAAACAAUGGUCAGAAUCAGAGUGGAUGGUAACGAAUGA